AACAAACUCCAUUGUGCAUUGAGUACCCAACGAUGGAGGCAGAUUUUGAGCUCAAGUCCGGUCUCAUCCACAUACUUCCUAAGUUCCGUGGACUUGAGAAUGAGGAUCCACAUAAACAUUUGAAAGAGUUCCAUGUAGCGUGUUCAAGUAUGAAGCCACAAGGUGUCACGGAGGACCAAAUCAAACUUCGAGCAUUUCCUUUCUCAUUGAUCGAUUGUGCUAAGGAUUGGCUAUUUUACUUGCCUCCUGGAUCUGUUAACACGUGGAAUGGAAUGCUACGCCUGUUUCUCGACAAAUAUUUCCCUGCUUCAAGAGCAGCAAACAUUCGGAGGGGGAUUUGUUCAAUCAAACAAAAGGAUGUCGAGACGCUCCACGAUUACUGGGAACGAUUCAAGCAACUUUGCUCUUGUUGCCCUCAACAUGGAAUCUCUGAACAGCUCCUCAUCCAAUACUUUUAUGAGGGACUACUACCGAUGGAGAGAAGGAUGAUGGAUGCCGCUAGUAAACUGCCAUCACAAACGGUGAUCAACCCAAAGCAGAAUGCAAAUGCAAUAACCUUGAGAAGUGUAAAGGAGCUACAAGAUGCUAAGAAAUCGAGCAAAAAGGGAAAUCUCGAAGAAGAGGUUGAAAAAGAAGUUGCACAUGAUGCUGUCAAAGGUCAGGACGCGGACCAAGGUAAGCCACUGAAACCCUUAGCUCCCAGUCCCCCUUUUCCUUCAAGAUUGUCUAAAUCGAAGAAGGAAGAGGAGGAAAAAGAGAUAUUUAAUACUUUUCGUAAGGUCGAGGUAAAUAUUCCUUUACUUGAUGCUAUUAAACAAAUUCCUCGAUAUGCUAAGUUUUUGAAAGAAUUGUGCACGAAUAAGAAGAAAUUGAAAGGCAAUGAAUUUGUGAGUAUGGGUGAGAAUGUUUCUGCUGUUCUUCAGAAAAUAUUGCCGCCAAAAUGCAAGGAUCCAGGUAUGUUUACUAUUCCUUGUAAAAUUGGGAGUGUGAGAAUGGAAAGGGCAAUGUUAGAUCUUGGAGCUUCGAUUAAUGUCAUGCCUAUGUCAAUUUAUGCUUCUUUGAAUGUUGGGCCCUUGAAAGAGACUGGCGUGAUUAUUCAACUUGCUGAUAGAUCUAAUGUGUAUCCUGAGGGUGUGUUAGAGGAUGUUUUGGUUCAAGUCAAUGAAUUGGUAUUUCCUGCUGAUUUUAAUGUGCUUGACAUGGAAGAAGAUGCAUCAUCUCAUUCAUUGAUUUUGCUAGGAAGACCAUUCUUAAAGACUUCUAGGACGAAAAUUGAUGUAUAUGAUGGGACACUUACUAUGGAAUUUGAUGGUGAUAUCAUUGAAUUUAAUAUUUAUAAUGCCAUGAAAUAUCCUUGUGAGUCGUCUUCGGUUUUU
Molecule: messenger RNA, 1376 nt
Organism: Striga hermonthica
Lineage: Eukaryota; Viridiplantae; Streptophyta; Magnoliopsida; Lamiales; Orobanchaceae
Source: the annotation of a GenBank genome assembly